AGGAUGGGCCAUUAUCUUUUUUACCCUAACAACUCAUCUACGCUCUCAUCUUUUCUACUCUCUCAAUUUCUACCCAAAUACUCCCUUAAAUCAACCUAUUAACAAUCUAUUCUACACUUCUUGAUCAAUUGAAAGUUUACUGCUUAAAUUUCACUUAGUUGGACCUAAGAUCGUCGGUCAAAGGCAGUCAAAAUCGGUCAAAGUCUAUGAAGUAUUUGAAAAAUCAUUAAUUACAGAUUAACGAAAGACCUAAUGGAGGCGGUGGUGAUUGAUGCUGGUUCUAAGCUCUUGAAAGCAGGCUUUGCAAUUCCCGAUCAAGCUCCUUCAAUGAUUAUUCCAACUCAAAUGAAAAUCAUGAAUGAAGAUGCUACUUUGCCCGAUUCUCCAUCGCAACAGGCAAACACGGUUGAUCCAGUUGUACGUGGUUUUAUUAAAGAUUGGGAUGCUAUGGAAGAUCUACUGCAUCAUGUUCUUUACGAUGGUCUAGGAUGGGAAAUCGGAAACGAAGGACAAAUUUUGUUCGCAGAUCCACUUUUAACUCCCAAGGCUGUGAAAGAACAGUUGGUGCAGUUGUUGUUCGAAACAUUUAACGUUUCGGGCUUUUACGCUUCAGAGCAAGCAGUAUUAUCACUAUAUGCAGUAGGACGCAUUUCAGGCUGCACAGUUGAUAUCGGUCACGGGAAAAUCGAUAUUGCUCCGGUAAUUGAAGGUGCGGUUCAGCAUGUAGCUUCGAAAAGGAUAGAAAUAGGCGGUGCUGAUUUGACGAAGUUGUUCGCGCAGGAACUCGCAAAGUCGAAUCCACUUAUAAAGCUCGAUAUUUCGGAAGUUGAGAAGUUAAAAGAUCAGUAUGCUUGUUGUGCUGAGGAUGAGAUUGCGUAUGAAAAAAAGUUACAAUCAUGCGAUGAAGAGCAGCAUACUUUGCCAGAUGGUCAGGUGAUUUCGAUCAAAAGAGAUAGAUACACAGUAGGAGAAGCAUUGUUUCAACCGUCUAUAUUGGGCUUGGAGGCCCAUGGGCUUGUUGAACAGCUUGUUCGGAUUAUCUCAACUGUAUCAUCUGAAAACCAUCGCCAGCUGUUGGAGAACACCGUUCUGUGUGGCGGAACAGUUUCCAUGACAGGUUUUGAAGAGAGAUUCCAGAAGGAAGCUAGUCUUUGCUCAUCAUCCAUUCGUCCUUCGUUAGUAAAGGCACCGGAGUACAUGCCAGAGAAUUUAUCCAUGUAUUCAGCAUGGGUGGGAGGUGCCAUACUUGCCAAGGUUGUCUUUCCUCAAAAUCAGCAUAUAACAAAGGCAGAUUAUGAUGAAUCUGGGCCGUCCGUUGUCCACCGCAAGUGUUUCUGAGAUAAUGUGGUGUGUAUCUGGGCCCUACUUGUUAGAUUUAUGAGGUUGUUAGGUAAGAAUCUAUUCAAGCAUGUAGUGUAUAUGGAAAUUAACAUUUGCUAACUUAUGAACCCUAAAUUGUUGUGUCUUGAUAUUGCUUGCUUUCUGCACAAUUAAUCAAAUUGGGGUGCGUGUGGGUGUGCAAAGGUA
This is a messenger RNA of Helianthus annuus (common sunflower), 1527 nucleotides long. RefSeq names its product actin-related protein 7. Gene Ontology annotation, biological process: anatomical structure morphogenesis. Gene Ontology annotation, cellular component: nucleus. The transcript has 8 exons. The coding region runs from base 253 to 1338 and encodes 361 amino acids. The record is from RefSeq and is a predicted model, not a curated record. NCBI's taxonomy places the organism in Eukaryota, Viridiplantae, Streptophyta, Magnoliopsida, Asterales, Asteraceae.